GGCUUUCUUCCCAAUUACAGUCCACCAAACUCCAGAGUCUCCGCUUGAUUCAAACAGACCUCACUCCCUCCGUCGCAAUGGCGAUCUCUCCCACCACAUUCGCCGUCGCCGCUCUCCUCCUCAUUACCCACCUCACAUCCCCCGCCGCAUCCAUCUCCUCCGACCCCGUCGUCACCGAGCUCUCUGUCCUCCAAUCCCAGUCCCCCACCGGCGUCAUCCGCCUCUCCGACUCCCUCCUCCGCCGCAUCCUCUCCCUCCCCACGCCCCGCCCCUUCCACGCCCUAAUCUUCUUCGAUGCACACCACCUCCACUCCAAGCCCGAGCUCUCUCUCCCCACACUCAAAUCCGAAUUCGCCCUAGUUUCCGCCUCUUUCCAAUCCAACAACCCUAAUCACAAAUCCAAACUCUUCUUCUUCGAAGUCGAAUUCCAGGAAUCUCAAUCCUCAUUCGCCCAAUUCGGCGUCAACUCCCUCCCUCACAUCCGCCUCAUCCCGCCGACCGCCUCCGAUGUCAAAACGCAAUCGAUUCAAAUGGACGGCGCCGAUUACUCGAGGCUGGCCGAUUCCAUGGCCGAAUUCAUCGAAUCCAGAGCUCAAUUGACCGUCGGCCAGAUCAAUCGCCCCCCUGUGGUUUCGAGGAAACAAAUCGCAUUCAUAAUCGCUGUAAUCCUGCUCAUGACCCCCUUCUUCCUGAAGAAAUUGAUCGCUGGCAACACCAUUUUCCACGAUAAGAACGUAUGGAUGGCGGGGGCGGUUUUCGUCUACUUCUUCAGCGUUUCGGGGGCGAUGUUCAACAUAAUUAGGAAAAUGCCGUUGGUAAUUGCGGACAGGCAGGAUCCGUCGAAGCUGGUGUUCUUCUACCAAGGAUCAGGGAUGCAGCUGGGGGCGGAGGGGUUCUCGAUCGGCUUCUUGUACACGAUCGUGGGGCUGCUGCUGGCUUUUGUGGCUCAUGUAUUGGUGAGGGUGAAGAACAAGACUUUUCAGAGGGCUGUGAUGCUGUUUGCGCUUUUCGUGUCGUUCUGGGCCGUGAAGAAGGUGAUUAACUUGGAUAAUUGGAAGACCGGGUAUAGCAUUCAUGCCUACUUACCUUCGAGCUGGCAGUGAUGGCUUUGGUAAGAAAUUGAUGUUGGUUGAAUUUGUAGUUGUAGUUCUUACAGUCACAGACAUACUUGAGGCUUUCUUCUUUUGAUUGGAUAUGCAAUACUGAAUAUUUUUGCUA
This is a messenger RNA of Salvia hispanica, 1218 nucleotides long. NCBI's taxonomy places the organism in Eukaryota, Viridiplantae, Streptophyta, Magnoliopsida, Lamiales, Lamiaceae. The record is from RefSeq and is a predicted model, not a curated record.